GAAACCAUGGCCCUGCGGCGACCGCUCCGUAGCGUCAUCGGAACGUCUCUCAUCGUCUGGCGGUUGCUAUUGGUGACGGUUCUGCUCUGUGGAUUACCCAGACCGGUUACCGGCUACUUCGAUCUCUUUCUCAACCACUCGGAAGUGAUCAAACUGAUGGGUAUCGAGGCUGAUCUUUUUUACGUUCGCGAUGGUGCUGUCAAUGAUUACGCCAUGAGUUUCGUAGUACCAAUGAAGCCAGGCAUUGAUUUUUUACGAUUUUCAUGGCAAAGCCGCACGGCAUAUCCGCUUCCUUACACGAUAUCGGUUCACUACGAUGACAACGAAGGGGCGGUACAGCAUCCGGAGCUCGACAUUCCGACCAGCGGCAUCAUACCGCGAACGGUCGAAAGCUUCACCGUGCAUCUGGUCUGCUGGGGGAAUGUCACCAAGGAGGUACCGGUCGGUAUUCAUCUGCACGUCGAGGGACCACCGAAGCAUAAUGACACCAAAUUAAUUAUCAAGCGGAACAAAAUUUGCAUCAAAGGUAUGCAUCCGGCAAGGAAUCGUUUACCGGCAGCCGAAAUAGCACCACAGCAAGGACCAGCCCUACUGGGUGCGGCCGCCUGUGCGCUGGGCCUUGUGCUGGUCGUGGGACUCAUCGCCAGUGCAAUGUACGUUCGUGCACGGAAGCAAAUUCGGCAGGAUUCGUUGCACACCAGCUUCACCACUGCAGCAUACGGUAGCCAUCAGAAUGUUUUCAUCCGGUUGGAUCCCUUGGGACGCCCGCCUAGUGCUAACAGUGGUUCCUACGCAACGAUAGCGAGCCUCAACAAAUAUCCCAUCAGCGAAUCGAAAAAGUCGUGGUUUCGCAGCACCCCUUCGCCAUCGCCGUACGCGACGGCACUGCUGCCCUUGGGGCAAAACGGAACCGCAACGGGGACGGAAUCGGUCUACGCCAAGCCAGAAUCGGUCUGUCCAUCCCGGGUGUCCUACUACGCUUCAUCCCAGCUAACUCAGGUCUACAGCCUAUCGACGCCGGCUCGGAGCAUCCACAGCAACAGCUCGAACCCGAAGGACAAGCUGCGACGGAUUGCCGUGUCCCCGGGCACCAUCAUCUGCCAGCAGCUCGUCCAGGAGGGCACGUACGGGCGUAUCUACAGCGGCAUCCUACAUCAUCCGCUGGGCGAAACGCGUGACGUGCUGAUCAAAACGGUGGUCGACGGUGCCUCGCUAAGCCAGGUGGCUUAUCUACUGUCGGAAGGGUCCACCCUGUGUGGCAUCUCUCACCCGAACAUCCUGUUCCCGGUGGCAGCAGUAACCGAGCUAUCGGGGCCACCAAAAGUCGCCUAUCCAUUGGCGGCCAAGGGAAACCUCAAACUAUACCUGCAAAGCUGCCGGGAGAUCGGAAUACAAAAUUCGCAGCUCAGCACCCGACAGCUGGUGGAGUUCGGUCUGCAAGUAGCCCGUGGCAUCUCGCACCUACACUCGCUCGGUGUACUGCACAAGGACAUCGCGACCAGGAACUGUGUCCUAGACGUGGAGCUGAACGUUCGUGUUUGUGAUAAUGCUCUGUCGCGUGACGUCUUCCCGAGCGACUACCACUGUCUAGGGGACAACGAGAACCGGCCCGUCAAAUGGAUGGCACUGGAAACGCUCGAGAAGAAGUUCUUCACCGCAUCCAGCGACAUCUGGAGCUUGGGGGUGCUGCUCUGGGAGCUGGCAACGCUAGCCGCGAUGCCGUUCGAGGAGGUGGACUGUUUCGAAUUAUCGGCUUACCUACGGGAUGGCUAUCGGUUAGCACAACCGGUCAACUGUCCGGAUGAAUUCUACACGGUAAUGUCCUGUUGCUGGCUCGCGGACUACAAGCAGCGUCCAUCGUUCCCCCAGCUAAUUGCCUAUUUGCACGAUUUUCAUGACGACCUGGGCAAGUACAUCUAA
Molecule: messenger RNA, 1920 nt
Organism: Anopheles marshallii
Lineage: Eukaryota; Metazoa; Arthropoda; Insecta; Diptera; Culicidae
Gene: Drl-2
Product: tyrosine-protein kinase Dnt
Exons: 12
Coding region: 7-1920 (637 amino acids)
Biological process (GO): axonogenesis; protein phosphorylation; cell surface receptor protein tyrosine kinase signaling pathway
Cellular component (GO): signaling receptor complex
Molecular function (GO): ATP binding; protein kinase activity
Source: RefSeq, a predicted model, not a curated record